AUGGAUACCACCAUGGAAAUCGAUGCGGCGCGGUCGCCCGAACCUCACCACCUCUCCCCGAUUACCGACUCCGGGUCUAUACCGACACUCGAUGGCUGGAUUGAGAGCUUGAUGACCUGCAAACAACUCGCAGAGGAAGAUGUGCGGAGGCUGUGUGACCGGGCAAGAGAAGUAUUGCAGGAAGAGUCAAACGUUCAGCCAGUGAAAUGCCCAGUGACGGUCUGCGGUGAUAUACACGGUCAGUUUCAUGACUUAAUGGAACUGUUCCGUAUUGGAGGCCCUAAUCCUGACACAAACUAUCUCUUUAUGGGUGACUACGUCGACCGUGGUUACUACUCUGUGGAGACCGUCACUCUCCUUGUCUGUCUUAAGAUCCGUUACCCCCAGCGUAUCACCAUUCUCCGAGGAAAUCACGAAUCCCGCCAGAUUACACAAGUCUACGGUUUUUACGACGAGUGCUUGCGCAAAUACGGCAAUGCCAAUGUCUGGAAAUACUUCACCGACCUCUUCGACUACCUCCCCCUCACCGCUCUUAUUGAGAAUCAGAUUUUCUGCCUUCACGGCGGUCUGAGUCCCUCGAUCGACACCCUCGACAACAUUCGUUCCCUCGACCGCAUUCAAGAAGUUCCCCACGAGGGACCCAUGUGUGACUUGCUGUGGAGUGACCCCGACGACCGGUGCGGCUGGGGCAUUUCUCCCCGAGGUGCUGGAUACACAUUCGGGCAGGAUAUUUCGGAGGCAUUUAAUCACAACAAUGGCUUGACUCUGGUUGCACGAGCACACCAGCUGGUGAUGGAAGGUUAUAACUGGUCGCAGGAUAGAAACGUGGUCACGAUUUUCUCAGCUCCUAACUACUGUUACCGCUGCGGUAACCAAGCCGCAAUUAUGGAAAUUGACGAGCAUCUCAAGUAUACAUUCUUGCAAUUCGACCCCAGCCCCCGUGCGGGUGAACCCAUGGUUUCGCGACGCACCCCUGACUAUUUCCUGUGA
Messenger RNA from Aspergillus glaucus CBS 516.65, 990 nucleotides. RefSeq names its product serine/threonine-protein phosphatase. Gene Ontology annotation, cellular component: cytosol. Gene Ontology annotation, molecular function: protein serine/threonine phosphatase activity. The coding region runs from base 1 to 990 and encodes 329 amino acids. The record is from RefSeq and is a predicted model, not a curated record. NCBI's taxonomy places the organism in Eukaryota, Fungi, Ascomycota, Eurotiomycetes, Eurotiales, Aspergillaceae. Gene Ontology annotation, biological process: peptidyl-serine dephosphorylation; mitotic cell cycle. The transcript is spliced from 6 exons.